AUGAAGAGAUUGUUCAUUACGACAUUCUUUCCUUAUUGCUCGAAUAACAACAAUGUUGCAAAGGCUCCUCAUAGUACUGCUUUGUCUCCAACCACGGAGGAAGAGCCCAUCAACUUGGAGCUGAUAUCAAGAACACUGUCGAGUAGAGGUUUGACCGAUAAUGACCUUCUUAAAGCAGUGCAUAAUGGAAGGAAUACUCUUCAACAACUCGCAUCAAGUCUUGGUAUUUCUGUAUCGCAUUUGCAAGAGUAUCACAAGCAUUUGGUGAAUAGGUUGAAAUGUGUGGAUGACAAUGGCAACAGGAGGGCACCUUCAAAACCAACUCCCAUCCGUGUCACACAGGCGAACCACCACCAUCAUAAUGCUCAUUCUGAAAACAACAAGCAUUCUCAUCACAGUGUAAAUAACGACCACUACCAGAAUCAUCAUCAUUCUUCAUACCACCAUCACCACUCAAGUCAUGCACUUCAAUCCAGUACUCAUUCCUUGUCAUCUUCCUUGUCAUCAUUUGUGAAAGAAAAUUAUUUCAGUGAAGAUGUUCACACUGAAACAAGUGCAGAGGUCUCAAGUAGCAUCCAUAUCUCGACUGUUAGUAACACAAAUACUUCAGCACUUUCAGAAUCCCAUCACAGUCCAUUCUCUUCCUCUCUCAAAUCAGGAGGUAUAAGCUCUUCCAUUGACUAUAACUUUUUUGAUGAUGACUCGUACACUUCUCGUUCUGCCAGAGCUUCAAAUGAGUAUCAACGCCUUCCUUCUACCAACCGAUAUCACAAUGAUGACGAACUUGAUCAUGCUUUUGAGGGAGUUGUCCAAAAUGCCAUCAAUGACGCAUCGUCCAAUGCUGCAACCCUGCCUCCUCUCGAUUUUUCAUCUCCAGAAGAGAAGGCAAAAGAAGAAUUGCAAAACAUUAUUGGUAUCAUUCAAAAUCAGAAUAAGGCAUUCCCAAAGUCAGCUCUGGUGGCAGCAUUUAAAAAACUCAACGACGAAGGCCGAUUACCAAGUACACCUUUCAAUGUGACGAGCCCACUUCGUCCUCUCACUCCCACCUCGCCUGCAGUUCAAGUUAUUGGGAAGCCGAGUAGCACCACAGCCACCGUCACAAUUACAGACAUUGAUUCAGAUUGUACUCCAACUCUGGUGUCGUCAGUCAUACUUGAUGAUUCAAUCCUACUCAGACCAUCAAGCAGUACCAGCAACUGCUCUAAUUCCACCACUUCCCCGUUCAUGUAA
Molecule: messenger RNA, 1230 nt
Organism: Naegleria lovaniensis
Lineage: Eukaryota; Heterolobosea; Eutetramitea; Acrasida; Naegleriidae
Exons: 1
Coding region: 1-1230 (409 amino acids)
Source: RefSeq, a predicted model, not a curated record